ACUCAAUCCAAUAACAUACUAGCACAACAAUGAAGGCAUUCGUCGCUUUUGCUCUCCUGAUCGCCGCGGUCGUCGCAGAACCACCAAGAUAUCGUCCGCAGCAAAGACAAUUCUUCUUCGCUAGACAACAAGAAGAUCCCAACACUGCCAAUGCACCCUAUCCAGCUUCCAAUUGGAGACCAUCUGGACCGGCCUUCAAUCUUCCCCAACGAGAACCUAACAGGCAAUACGGACAACCUAGUGCGCCACAGCAGCAAUAUGGCGGACCUGCUACUCCACAGCAACAAUAUGGAACACCUAAUGCACCUCAGCAGCAAUAUGGCACACCUGCCAAUCCACAACAACAAUAUGGAACACCCAGUGAACCUCAACAGCAAUACGGAACACCCAGUGUACCCCAACAGCAAUAUGGACCAGCACAGGAAGCUACCACCACCCAAGUGCCCACCACCACGGAAGUGGAAGACUUUACUACCGUACCUAGUGUCACUGAGUCCGAGUCCGAGCCCGUCAACUCUGUGAACGAGCUCGAAGACGAAGACACCGAUGAGCAUCAACCCCAGCAGUCUGGCGAGUACUAUGUGGCCUUACCCGAUGGCCGUCUUCAACGUGUUCGCUAUGUCAGCCGACAAAAUAUCGAGGCCAUGAAGUACUUCGCUAAGAUCCGCGCUGAAAACGUGGAACCUCUUCGUGGACCGAUCUACGCGUACGCUCCUCUACAGAAAUUGCAAGUCGUGCCAGCUGGACUCCAGGUGUCCGUUGCUCCAGUUGCACCGAUCGCUGCAGUCGAAUCGAAACCGCAAAAACUCGAGAUCCAACCCGUGGCCACGCAAGUGCAGUACCAGUAUGACAAUCCAGCUGGAGUACUUCCGUUGUCGUCUGGUUCCUCUUACGCCACUUACCAAGUACCCGCCAGCGAGUCUAGAUACCUCUUAACCUUGCCUUAG
This is a messenger RNA of Eufriesea mexicana, 947 nucleotides long. RefSeq names its product gamma-gliadin B. The coding region runs from base 30 to 947 and encodes 305 amino acids. The transcript is spliced from 3 exons. The record is from RefSeq and is a predicted model, not a curated record. NCBI's taxonomy places the organism in Eukaryota, Metazoa, Arthropoda, Insecta, Hymenoptera, Apidae.